Messenger RNA from Ipomoea triloba (trilobed morning glory), 1577 nucleotides. RefSeq names its product heterogeneous nuclear ribonucleoprotein A3 homolog 1-like. Gene Ontology annotation, molecular function: RNA binding. Gene Ontology annotation, cellular component: nucleoplasm. The record is from RefSeq and is a predicted model, not a curated record. NCBI's taxonomy places the organism in Eukaryota, Viridiplantae, Streptophyta, Magnoliopsida, Solanales, Convolvulaceae. The coding region runs from base 142 to 1197 and encodes 351 amino acids. The transcript is spliced from 6 exons. Gene Ontology annotation, biological process: regulation of gene expression.
UUUAAUACGGACGGAUAGAACAGGGCGUAUAUAAGCGCCGGGACUGCCCUAAUCUGCCUUCUUCUUUGCCAAGCAGCUCAAAACCCUAUCCCUGUCUUUGCUCCUCCUCUCAGAUCUGCGGAGAAUCCUAAAUCCGAUCGUAUGGGUUCAAAGAAAAACGACUUCGGCGAUGGCGCUAGCCCUGGAAAAAUCUUCAUUGGAGGUCUAGCAAAAGAUACAACAUUAGAUCAAUUUGUGAAGUACUUUGGGAAGUAUGGAGAAAUAACCGACUCAGUUAUCAUGAAAGAUCGUCACACAGGACGACCCAGGGGAUUCGGAUUCAUUACAUAUGCGGAUCCUUCUGUGGUUGACACUGUCAUUGCUGAAACUCAUAUAAUCAAUGGGAAACAAGUUGAGAUAAAGAGAACCAUUCCUAAAGGAUCUUCUGAGUCAAAGGAUUUCAAGACAAAGAAAAUUUUUGUUGGAGGCAUUCCUACCUCUGUAUCUGAAGAUGAGUUCAAGGAAUUCUUCUCCAAGCAUGGGAAAGUGGUUGAACAUGAAAUCAUUAGGGAUCAUGUGACUAAGCGAUCCAGAGGCUUUGGAUUUAUUGUAUUUGACAAUGAGCAAGUAGUUGAUAAUAUACUGGCUGAUGGAAAUAUGAUUGAUAUGAUGGGUACCCAGGUUGAGGUCAAGAAGGCAGAACCAAAGAAACCCUCAAACCCUGCACCUGCUCCCGCUUAUGGUAGUAACUCUAGGGGUCGUGGUUAUGCCGAGAAUUAUGGUGGAUUUGACAAUUCCUAUAGCGGUUUUGGUGGUGGCGGCGGCUUUGGCCCUGCCUCUUAUAGGUCUUUUGGUGGAGGUCUUGGUGGUAGGUUUGGUGAUUACCCAUAUGGGGGUGGUGGUGGUGGUGGUGGUGGUGAAUUUGGGGGUCGCUAUGGUGAGUAUGGCAGUAGUGAUUUUGGUGGAUACAGAGGAGAGCCUUCACUUGGCUACUCAAGUCGCUUUGGCUCUUAUGGUGGUGGCUUUGGUGGGGGGUAUGGUGGCAGUGGGCUAGGUCCAUAUGGCCGUGGAGGUGGUUAUGGAGGUUAUGGUGGAGCUGGCUCAGGUGCUGGUUAUGAUUCUGGCCCUGGUGCUGGCUAUGGUGGAGCAGGAGGCUUAUAUGGAAGUAGGGGGGCAGGCUAUAGUGGCAGUGGUCGUUAUCAUCCAUAUGCCAGGUAGAUGUUCUAUUAAGCCUUUCCCUAGGAGUUGCACUCAGGUCUCUUGGUUAUUGCAUCUUGUGGCCCCAAAGUUGAGUAGAUAUCCAGAGCACUAGCAAGGGAUACUGUAACAGUGGAAGAACCAUAGUUUGUUUCAUUGUGUUUGUGGCUUAGAUAACCAUGUUUAGAUAAAUCUCAUGGUAGCUUGUGCUUUAUGUUUUAGUUAGAUGUUUCUUCUGUUAUGAAGUAUGAGUCAGUUAGAACUCACUAUAGAGGCUUUUUAACUGUAUUCCUAAGGCUGAUUUCAUAGAUACAAGUACUUUUUCUGGAGGCUCUUAAUGUUAUGCUGUUGUGAAUUUAUUUAGUUAUCUAAGCAAUGCUUGUAAGUUUAGUACUGCCAUU